This is a messenger RNA of Colletotrichum destructivum, 2405 nucleotides long. Its product is annotated as Putative major facilitator superfamily, MFS transporter superfamily. NCBI's taxonomy places the organism in Eukaryota, Fungi, Ascomycota, Sordariomycetes, Glomerellales, Glomerellaceae. Gene Ontology annotation, biological process: transmembrane transport; intracellular iron ion homeostasis. Gene Ontology annotation, cellular component: plasma membrane; endosome; vacuolar membrane. The coding region runs from base 421 to 2262 and encodes 613 amino acids. The transcript is spliced from 2 exons. The record is from RefSeq and is a predicted model, not a curated record. Gene Ontology annotation, molecular function: siderophore-iron transmembrane transporter activity.
ACCGUGCAAAAAGUUAAAAAGGCGGCCAAUGUAACCUCCCUCCCUGUCUUGUCCCAGUUUGUUCCUCCUGCAGGCGGAUCCAGCUUUUGGGAAACUCUCUCUCUCUCUCUCUUCUGCCCUUCUUCUUCCUCUUCACAUCAUCAUCAUCCUCUUCAUCAUCUUCUUCAUCAGGGCCCUGUGUCUUGUUGGUUGUUCAUCAGCGCCUCUGCUCAGUCGUUGUCAAUCAUAGUCAUUUGUGUGACUGUGUUGUGUCUGUGCAAAACCAAGCUUGAGCACAUUCACCUCGGUCGUGCACGACAUCUCGGUCCGCACUGACUUUGACCCUUGAUAUUGUGUCGCAUAUUCCGCCCCCAGCGCCGGAUACGUCACCGCAUCUCCCGAGAUCCCCAUUAUCUGACCACCCCAAACUCAUCCGUCACUAUGGGUCUCUUUGGACGCAAGAAGGACGAGGCCGCGUCUGCCGCCGAGACGCCCGUCUCUCCCGUGGUAGACACCUCCUCCUCGCCCGAGAAGAACGCCGCUGGCAUGACCAGCCCGCCACCUCCGGCCUAUGAGCACACGGACAUCAUCGGCGAAAAGUCGCCCGGUGUCGUCCGCAUCGAGGCCCUCACCGCCGCCAUCACCCGCACCGACCGCAUCUUCAUCUUCUUCGGCGUCUUCCUCGUCGCCUACGCCUACGGCCUCGACGGCACCCUCCGCUACGCCUACCAGCCCACCGCCACCAACAGCUACGCCACCCACUCGCUGCUCGCCACCGUCAACGUCCUGCGCUCCGUCAUCGCCGCCGCCGCCCAGCCCACCUCGGCCAAGAUCGCCGACGUCUUCGGCCGCGUCGAGCUCGUCUGCGUCUCCGUCGUCUUCUACGUCGUCGGCACCAUCGUCGAGACCUGUGCCACCGGCGUCGAGACCUUCGCCGCCGGCGCCGUCAUCUACCAGGUCGGCUACACCAUGAUCAUGCUGCUCGUCGAGGUCAUCAUCGCCGACAUCACCUCCACCCGCGCCCGCCUGCUCUUCAGCUACAUCCCCGCCCUGCCCUUCAUCAUCAACACCUGGGUGAGCGGCAACAUCUCUGCCGCCGUCCUCACCGACAGCUCGUGGCAAUGGGGCAUCGGCAUGUGGUGCAUCAUCUACCCGGUCUGCGCCCUGCCCCUCAUCGUCAGCCUGUCCAUCGUCGGCCGCCGCGCCCGGAAGCAAGGCCUGCUCAACUCAUACACCUCGCCCUUCCGCGCCCUCGGCUUCAAGAAGUUCCUCGUCGAGCUCUUCUGGCAGCUCGACGUCAUCGGCAUCAUCCUCGUCAUCGCCAUCUUCGCCCUCAUCCUCGUGCCCUUCACCAUCGCCGGCGGCUUCACCUCGUCCUGGCACGAGGCCCACAUCAUCGCGCCCCUCGUCGUUGGCAUCCUGUGCAUCCCCGCUUUCAUCUUCUGGGAGCGCAAGGCCAAGCACCCGCUCGUCCCCUUCUACCUCAUGAGGGACCGUGGCAUCCUCGCCCCUCUCGGCAUCGCCCUGGGCCUCAACUGGGCCUGGUACAUGCAGGGCGACUACCUGUACACCGUCUGCCUCGUCGCCUUUGACUUCAGCGUCACCGAGGCCACCCGCAUCACGUCCCUGUACUCCUUCUGCAGCGUCAUCACCGGCUUCAUCCUCGGCUUCGUCGUCUUCAAGGUCCGCCGCCUCAAGUACUUCAUCGUCGCCGGCACCAUGCUCUUCAUGGUCGCCUUUGGCCUGCUGAUCCACUACCGAGGUUCGCCCUCCGGCCAGGGUGGUGUCAUCGGCGCCCAGGUCCUUCUCGGUAUCGCCGGCGGCAUGUUCCCGUACCCUGCCCAGGCCUCCCUCCAGGCCAGCCUCAAGCACGAGCACCUCGCCAUCAUGACCGGCCUGUAUCUCGCCACAUACAACAUCGGCUCGGCCUUUGGUAACACCAUCUCGGGCGCCAUCUGGACUCAGGUCCUGCCCUCGACCCUGCGGCAGAACCUGGCGCAGUUCAACAACGAGACCCUCAUCACUUACACCUACGGCCAGCCGCUGUUCGCCAUCAUCGACUACCCCGUCGGCACCCCUGAGCGCGACGCCAUCAUCGAGUCCUACAGGCACGUCCAGCGGCUGCUUACCAUCACCGGUAUCUGCCUGACGGUCCCCUUGAUCGCCUUCGCCUUCCUCCUGAGGAACCCCAAGUUGAACGACGAGCAGACCUUGGCUGUCGAGGACAACAACCACAUUCGCACCAGCGAGGCCCACAGCGACGAGGUGGUCACCAAGAUCUAGUGGUCGAACCGAGAAGCGAUCAAACAUGCUGUUUCUUGAUUUAGUGUAAUUUAAUAAUCGACCGGUUUGUGGAGGUCAUGGCAUGAUAUGAUGCAGCCUUCUACGUCUCUGCAACCCUCUACCGACAAGCCAGAAAAUCCGAU